AUGGCGUCCGGCAACCGAGUGCCCGAGGGCUACAGCACGCUCACCCCAAUCGUGCAGACGCCCAUCUCGGAUGUGCUGUCGAUGCCGUUGUCUCAACAGGGCCGCAACUGCGGCUUCUUCGAAGGGCAAUUCUGGCGGUGCAUGGAGGCGUACGGGGCCAAGCUCGGCCGCAAGUACUGCGAUCUCGAGAAUAGGGACUACCGCGAGUGCAUGACGAACGAGAAGCAGGUGAAGCGGGCCGAGGCCAUCCGUGCGCAGCGCGAGAAGCUGUACCGGGAGGGAAAGCUUGAUAAGGCUUACGAGGAGAACCAUCCACAACCCGGCCAGCUGCACCCCGACUACUUCCAGUGGAGCCGCAUCUAC
Molecule: messenger RNA, 363 nt
Organism: Mesorhabditis spiculigera
Lineage: Eukaryota; Metazoa; Nematoda; Chromadorea; Rhabditida; Rhabditidae
Source: the annotation of a GenBank genome assembly